Messenger RNA from Microbotryum saponariae, 1622 nucleotides. Lineage: Eukaryota; Fungi; Basidiomycota; Microbotryomycetes; Microbotryales; Microbotryaceae. The record is from the annotation of a GenBank genome assembly.
AUGCACCCGGUGCAUCGGAUCAAAGUUUAGCGAGCACAGGGGGUCUGUGCGCCAGCGGGCGUGGAGUCGUAAACUUUAGUCGGAUCGCACUCCUUCCUUAAGCUCUCUCCGCGCCCGCCGCGCACCCGCCACAUCCUCUUCUCCCUUCAAUCCAUUCAGCAAAGAUGUCAGCUCGAACGAUGUGGACCCUUCGAUCCUUCCCCUCGUUCCGCAGCCAAGUUUAGCCUCGCCGCGUCAUUCCUACUCGUUCACUCGCAACCCGUGCCAAAGCGACACCACGAGCCCUCGACGGAAUCGAUCCACUGCUCUCGCCCCAUUUCCGCAACCUCUCCCCCGUGAUCAAGCUCACGAUCGCUUUCAUGGGCCGAAUCGUGCAAUCGCCUGAAUUCGACGUGGACACGUAUACGCACAAGGUGUUCGGAAAGACCACAAAGAACACAGCUACUGAAAGCCCAGCCUUUCUCGGAAUGACCACCGCCAUGCAAGACACGACCAUCGUCGAUCGUGCGAUCGCGGCGCUUGAGAACGGGGUCACUCGCGAUGCUCAAUGUGGCUGCGGUCAGAUCGCUGGGGUUGACGAGUUCGAGACGAUGAAACCGGGCGAGAUUCAGAAAUGGAUUUACGGAACUCGCGCAAAACGCUAUCUUGGCGACAAUACUUUUUCGGCGAAAGAUUUUGAAGUGUUGCUGCGUAGCGCCAUCAUGGAUCCCGUGCGGAGAUUUAGCAACGAUUCGAAUCUGUCGCUCGCUCCUUCGUCGCCGAAAUACCUUCGUGGCUACUCGCUCGUCCGCCGCCGAAGCGCCGACGAGCCCCAAGCUUCGUCACCGUCGACACCCACACCCCAGAAACUCACGACAGUAGUGGCGGGCGAAGGAAGCAACAAAGCUGCCUUGGAUGGAUUCGAAGCGAUCACUCGUGGUGGCGUAGACAUGCGCAGCGUGAAGUUUCUGGUCGAGGGUGUAGAGAACGGAUCUGUCAAGAACGGCUUGUUGAAUGUGAGUCAGGCUCGAUUGUGAUGAGGAGGGCCAACGAGCGUAUUGGAGCGUACCCUCCUUUCGGGCUGAUAACAUAAUUUGACUCUCUGAUCAACAGAUCAUCACCUUCUUGUGCAAGGAGAAUGCCCGCUUCGCUCUCCUCAUCGCUAAUCCGUACUUUUUGUUGGCCGAAUUCGGUGCGUGGGCGUUGGCUCAGUGGUGUUCCUGUAAGGAGUGUCACUGAACUGAUAUGUUCUCAUAAAAACCCCAGCCAAGAUUGAUGGCAGGAUGCACCUGCUCCUCGAUCGUGUCUAUUCGGCCCUCGACGACGGCUCCGACAGCACCUCCAAAGUCCCCCAUCGUCCCUGCCUCGCGCUUUUGAUCUCGCUGUUCAUGGAUCAUCAUCCGAGCUUCAAGAUCCCAGGCCCAGGAGAAGAGGUCAAGCGCAAAAUUCGUGAAAAGACGAGCUUGCUUCCCAAGUAUGACUUCAGUGGCAUGAAACCCAUAGUGUUGAAGUUGCAGCUUGACUGCCGGCGCUUGUUCGUGUUCUCCUCGCUGCUCCUUUUAGUUUUCCGCGGGCUCGAUCGAUCGCCUUCUGUCCCACCGGAACAAAAGACACCUGAUAUCUUCAGGCUGAUUCGUAUCUGA